Galdieria sulphuraria is the source of this 3318-nucleotide messenger RNA. RefSeq lists its product as uncharacterized. Lineage: Eukaryota; Rhodophyta; Bangiophyceae; Galdieriales; Galdieriaceae. The transcript has 3 exons. The record is from RefSeq and is a predicted model, not a curated record. Bases 18 to 3173 code for a protein of 1051 amino acids.
CUUUCAUUUUCUUUUUUAUGACUUGCAAGUCCAUUUUGUGUUCCACCGAUAGAAGCAGCAAAACAUCUCGUGGAACGAGAAUUUCUCACUCUUGGGCCCAAUUGGGAGCUUGUUGUCCUGAACUUUCAUAUGUUUUGUCGUCAUAUGAAACGUUGUUGUUAAGAACAAUGGAAGAAAAGGCUGUCACUUAUCUAUCUUGCCAUCGUAAUCGUACUGUCUUUUACUCUGAAAAGACUGUAGUGAGUUGUAUUUUUGGGUUUUAUAGCAAUACGACACUCGGUUUCUUGAAUAACUUAGCACACCAGUAUGUUGUCUGGAAUAACUGUAAAAGAUGUCAUAGAAGUUUGAUUUGCUCUUCAUGGAAGGAGCAUUCGAGUCAUUGGGGUUCCAAAGUAGAAAAGAAUCUGACCAAACUCUUUAGAAGAAGAACAACGUGGAAAGGGACACCAACAACUCUUCCCACAAACUCUUCAAAGCAGAACCAAGUAUUAGCCACAACUGUUUUGGGAGGUUAUGUACUUGAUGGAGAAGAGGGUGAAAGAAGAGCAAGUAUGGAAACACUUGUGGCAAAAGUCGAAAAGGAACCUCCCAAAGAGGAGAAAGUAGAAAACCAGAGUUUCUCGGUUUCUUCUGCUAUGCAUAAUAGUGAUAAUAAUGGAACUAUUGGAUCCUCAGAACUACCUAUAACUGUAAUAGUGGGUCCCGAUAUCGAUGGAAGGUUAGAGUUGGUUAGACACGCUAUGAACUCGUUAGCUUCCGAUCUACGGAUCGUCUAUCUUGGUUUAAUAGGACCUCCUGGGUUCAAGCAGAUUCAAGAAAAUUUUCGUAGGGUUAUUUCUGCUCAUGAUAAGAGAAGAGGUUCGCAAAUGUUACUCAUGGAUAAGAAUGAAGUCCAUACAGAAACUGACAACAAAGAAGAAGAAGAAGAAGAAGAAGAAGGGUUCGUACGUGACAAAGAAGCCAUCUCGAAGAGUAAGAUGGGAGGUAUUCCAGGAAGAGUGGCGUUUUGUGCCAGUAAAGAAGAAUUAUUUGAACAACUUGAAAGUAUUGUGAAGGAAGGAAAGAGUGAUUACGUUAUACUGGAUGGGGGUGCAACUUCAGAACCUCAAGUCAUUGCAAAGAUGAUAGAAUCCAAUUUUCCUUCGGAAGAGAAAAGAAAUGCUGAACGCAUUGUUCGUAUUGACUCUCUAGUGACUGUAUUGGAUGCUUCCAAGUUUCUGGAAGAAAUGCAUAAUCCAGAUAGUCUUGCUAAUGACAUUGGAGAAACUGAAAUGGAUGCCAGUCAAAUCUUUAUAUCUCAGCUGGAAUAUGCCAAUUUGAUUGUUCUUAACAGAGUUGACGAGCUAUCAGAACAAAGUCUCAAUGAGUUGGAACAAGUUCUGAAAGUAUUGAAUAUGGAUGCUUUGAGAAUAAGAGCACUUUCUGGAAAGAUUCCAGUUUCCUAUUUUGCGAAUUGUAGUAGUUAUGGUACAGAUAAGAGAGUUUCAAAUGAUAUGGAUUCCAUGAUGAAUAAUGCUAUCGAUAACAAAGAUGAGAAUUCUGUGGAGAAUCUUCCAUUGACCAAGCAGGAAACAACAACAUCCUCUUCAGAAAGGAGUGAGUUUGCUAUCGUUCCUGAAUGGCUUUCUACAUAUUCAUUUGUAUACAAUGUCGAUCGUCCAUUUCAUCCCAAACGUUUAUACUCUCACAUUUCGAAUUCGGAAACUUUCCGAGGUAUUAUUCGGUCUAUUGGAAAGAUUUGGUUGGCAACUAGAAUGGAUAGUCCUUUGGAGUGGAAUCAAGUGGGUAGUACAGUUUCUUUGAAAAGAGGUUCACCGUUUUAUGUUACAUUACCCAAGGAGGAAUGGCCAAAAGAUGACAAGUCAAGAAGUGAAAUAUCAGCGAGUUGGAAUAAACGGUUUGGAGAUAGAAAGACUGUUAUUGUUUUCCUUGGCAUCGAUAUGAAUAGAAAUCAGUUGGAAAGAAUGUUGGAUAGCUGCUUGCUACAAGACGAAGAGAUGGUAUUUACAGAUGCUUGGGCGAGCUUUGAGGAUCCCUUUCAGGAAUUGGUUCCUGUGAGUGAAAGUUCUACAAAGUCUGAACAGAUUCAAGUGGAACAGUUGCAGUCACAAGACCAGUCGGAAAAUAAGGAUACUGCUUCAAUGAAUGGAAGUCAAGAAACUACGUAUGACGUUCAGAAAGCUUCUCCAAUUGUACCUUCAGCUUUUGAUAUAUUAACUUCGCUUCCUUCAGAAAGCGAAUCAGACGCAAUGGAAAGUACAUCGUUGCUUACGGUAGACUUUCUUAAUGAAACGAAUGAGCCGCCAUCAUUAGAAGCAGAGAACAGUUACAUUCUUAGAGAAGGUGACCCUCAUAAGACACAAGAGAUGUUGCAGACUUUUCCUAAGAAUGGUCUGCCUAUUACAAUAUUAACUGGUUUUCUAGGAAGUGGUAAGACUACUUUGUUGAACUAUAUACUUUCCCAAUCAGGUUCCAUGAAGAUAGCAGUAGUUGUGAAUGACUUUGGUGAGUUGGAUAUCGAUAGUCGUUUGGUAGAAAAGAGUAUUUGGAAAGACAAGGGAAACUUAUUAGUAGAACUGAGCAAUGGAUGCAUCUGUUGUAAUGUGAACGGUUCUUUUGUGGAAUCUCUUCAACAUUUAAAGGGUCAAGAGAAAGAAUUUGACUAUGUUAUUGUGGAAACUACGGGACUAGCAGAUCCAGUACCUCUCAUUCAUUCGAUAGUUUCUACUGAUUUGGUGGAUGAAUAUCGAAUAGAUGGAGUCUUGACGUUGGUAGAUGCUUCCAAUUUCGAUACAACUCAUCAUUUUGAUAGUGAAGUUGCUUUGAAUCAGAUUCUAUCAGCGGAUGCAGUUCUUGUUUCCAAGACAGACUUGGUUUCUCAGCAAAGACUUGACGAUAUUAUGAAGUUUUUGAACAGAGUGAAACCAGGUAUUCGCGUUCUCCGUUGUAUUCGAGGACGUGUUCCAUUACCUUUGAUAUUGGAUAUUGGCACAAGUGUUGAAGCCAUGAAACAAUCGUUAUCGCUGGAAAAUAAUCAAAAGGCCAACUCUUUACAUGAGCAUCCGCAUUUAGAUGAUUCUCUUCAUUCACAACACUUGCAUCAAGAAGCGUUUGUAUCUGUGUCAUUUGAGAGUGAAAAGCCUUUUGAUGUUCGCCAGCAAAAGGACUUUUGAAAUUUGAUGGUUAUCCUCAACGUUAUAUCUUCCAACUUUCAGGAAGACGAGCUGACUUUGAUGAAGAUGAAUGGCCAAAAGAUGAACCUUCCAAGAAUCAGUUGGUACUCAUUGGUCGUGAACUGGAUGCGAAACAACUGGAAAA